Molecule: messenger RNA, 2729 nt
Organism: Mya arenaria
Lineage: Eukaryota; Metazoa; Mollusca; Bivalvia; Myida; Myidae
Exons: 2
Coding region: 162-1217 (351 amino acids)
Source: RefSeq, a predicted model, not a curated record
CUUAAUUCAAAUUAUAAAUAACAUUCACAUACACGUUCAGAGAGAGAUAAUGUCAUAAUUCUUCAGCUGGCAAGAGGCAAGUGGUCGGAAAAUCUUUGAGGUUCUUUUUGUAAAAGCUCGUGCCACCACGUGCCAUAAAACCAUUUUAAAGUGCUAUAAACAUGCAGCGCCAGGUUGAGAAUAAUCGAUCGUUCUGCGAGGAAGUAGACGAAGAAAUCAUCCAUGAUCAAACAGUGCUGAACGCUGACCAUAUUGGAACAAACAUUGAACAGCUAAAGCCCGGAGACCACAUUGCUUGGGAAAGAUCGUAUAUAAUAUGGCAUCACGCUAUAGUCGAAAGUUGUUAUAAAGACUUAAAGGUUAUAGAGUUCAGUGAAGAAGAUGGAGUUUUUAAAGUACAUCAUAAAUGCAUCACAAACAUAGCAAGUGAAAAUGACCGCUUGUUUCGAAUUAACUAUCCAAAGCCUGUCAUCGAUGGAAAUCCGCCAGAUGUCGUUCUGGAUAGAGCAAACCAAAUGAUUAAACAACACGAACGUUACAACCUCUUCAGCAACAACUGCGAGCACCUUGCAACGUAUUGCAAGACAGGGAAACGCACUUCAUAUCAGGUCAAAUGGGCUAAGAAAAAGGCUGUCGAAGUUGCAUGUGUAUCUAUGAUCUCAGCUACGUGCGAAGGUGUUAAGGCUGUAGCUGAACAUGGGAUAAGGGCGAGAACCGUAUUUGCGGCAUCUAAAUCAGUCCCAACUAAAGCAGCACCGCAGGUUGGACAAACCCUAGCUAGAAACACAUCAGUCUCUAGAGGUGCUGGCAAAAUCGCUAGUAAAAGCAGCAGACUUUCAAAAAUUGUGGACAAAUUUGGAACUGGCCUUCGGAUAUGCUACGAAGUUUGGUGUGCUGGUAAUGAUAUCUACAAGUACGCUCAGCAAAGGGAUAAGGGGUUCAUUUCUGGGAGUCACGCUAAUCAGUUACUAACAGAGCGGGUAAGUGAAGGCAUCAUUGGUGGCAUAGCAUCCCAUUAUGGAGGCGCACUAGCUCUUAAACAUGGUGCGUUACUGGGAGCAAAAAUUGGAUCGUUAGCGGGUCCCGUAGGAACUGCAGUUGGGGCUGUUGCCGGGUCAGUAGUUGGAGUAUUUGUCGGAUCUUUUGCCAGUACAAGUGUUGGCAAAUGUAUUGGUAAUGUGGUAGGUCGACUUUUGGGCCGUUGGUGUUGGUGGUAGUUGCUGUGAUUGUGUAGAACGAAUAAAAGCACCAACUAAAAUGAUGGUGAACAUAUUUUUUAAUAUUCAACAGAAAGUAGAAGCCCUCGUUCUAGUAAUGUUCUUUUAUUGCAAUGACAGUCAAUGUAAGACCGUUUGGUACCUGAUUGUAGGUACUCACACCCAAAAGGAUACAAGCUUAAGACAGAGUUGCAGUUAGGCUAAAAAUGGUUUGGUUAGGGUUACAUCCAUUUCAAAAACAUAUAGGGUACGUAGGCCCUUUAUUUUUUAUUAGGCUUUAAGAACGUUAUUGGCAUCAUUGAAGAAUGGUUUUAAAGUUCUAUUAUGUAUUAAAACUUUAAAAGUUUUAAGCUGCAUGUUUAAGCACACAGUUUGUUUUACUAAACUGACUAUGAAUACGGUAGGGGCGACGCCCAUCUCGUAAGUAGGGUCGGGUGACCCGUAUCAAAAGUAUUUUAAGGCCUCCGAGAUACCUUUAAACAAAAGAAAACCCUUUAAUGACAGAAGUACAGUUACCCCUAGGCUUUGGAACAAACUAGACAUAAUGAUAAAACACUUAAGAAAGCAUAAAAACGCACUUUUCUAGAGACUUUAAUGAGUUGUUUUAGAUAAAUGAAUUUUGUAAAAUGAACUAAAAGACAUUCAAACCACUGCAUGUAUGUUAAUAAACAGAAACAUGGUUUCAUUGGUUAUUUUCUUGAUAAUACACGAGGGUUGUUCGCGGGGUUCGCGGUUAUUCUGAUAUUUAAAUAAAGAUAAAAAAAAAAGGAUGACAAAUUCCCAUUUUCAUAUUUGCAUAUAAUGAACAACUAGUGUUGAAAAUGUUUGUAAAAAUCAAUGCAAAUUACAUUGGUGGGAGAUAAAUGACGUAUUUCAUCAAACCCUACAUCUAGAAUUUUGGUAUCCAUGACAACACAUAUAUGUGUACUUCACUCGUGUCAAAAUGAUGUAGAUUGCAUUGAACUUAAUUUCUACCAAUUUAAAAUACUAUUUUCUAUCUUUGCUAUUUUCGUUGAGCUGACAGGACAAACCAUCUUUCAUUAUAUGUUUAGUCUUCAAGUAUUACCCAUUAUACUAUAUUUCAUUUCUUUGUGUAUUUAUUAAAAAUGACCACCAGUCAUUGUUCCGUAGUGUUUAUUGUUGUCAAAAUACUAGCUGCUUUGACAUAUCAUUAAAGACAAAUGGUGGUGGUCUGUAACAUAAUUAUAUAAAAAAAGCCUCUCACGAACACAGCGGAGCGAACACCAACGCUUGUCUGUGUGUUUUCAGUCGAUAAUUAUCAUAAAUGUGUUAAAAGCCAAUGUUUAAAUGUUGACAUAACGACGAUAGCACCAGGUAGGUCACGAUGCCUGAUUGUAUAAUUAUUUUCUGAAUGUAAGAUAAUUAUUAUUUUUCAGUUUGUGUGAUAAUCGUUCUUUCCUGUGCUUAUAAUAAUCAUUCAUUUUAUGAAUGCAUGAUCAAUAUUGUAAGAUAAUCAUUCAUUCUCUGUGUGUACGGUAUCAUCUGUUUUCU